AAAAGUUUGAGCCUUGUUCAGAGUCGAAUAUUGACUAUAACGAUUUUGACGACAAAUUACCGAGUUCCUGCCACGCUGAAGCGGCAAGACUCUCUUGGCACUCGUAUCAUGGCCAAGCAAAUUCAUGGCCAGGCCGGUUCAAGACCAGAUCAUCAACAACGUAGACAUUCACCAGCCGCCAUAGCUUGUCCUUCAUCAUCCGUCUUAUCAAUUCUUGCAACUAUCGCUGCUAGCUCGCGAACAGUAGACGGAAGCCCUCUCCCAUCACCGACUCCACCCCCAUCUUUCUUAUGUCCGUCUAUAGAUCAUUUCAAUACUUGCGUCCGUAAUACAACCCCUACAACAUCCUAUAGCAGCUCUUCCACAUCGUCCCCUACGGCUACAGCUAAAUUCACACAACAAGUGGCAGACAAAUACGUUCAAGGGCUUGACGGCCGCUGGCGCAAGGCAUCUGCCUGGACUUUGUAUGGCUCAACAUACUAUGAUUUGUCUUCGGACCUUACACUUGAUGUUUCGCAGUCUACCUCGGUUCUUGUUCCAACCGCUUCCACCCAAAUGGACUCCGUCCUUCCCGCGGGUUGGUCUACAACAUCCCAAACCAAUCGUACCGCAUCCAUUAUCAUCCUCUCACUAGCCAUAGUCUUGGCAGUCUCAAUUUGCAUAUUCAUUAUAAGUUGCAUCGUUUGGAGAAAGAGACGGAAGAAAGCAUCGAAUAGAGAAAAGAAAAAGAAUGACUUGGAACUGAAAGCUCGACAUAAGGCGAACCCGGAAGACCUAUCAGAGGAUGGUGAAAGGGAGAUCGAGGCUCGCGGAAAGAAUCGUUUGUGGGCGAGGGCAAGCGCUCGGUGGAAGGCUAACAUACGACAUUCUGCUCGUCGACGCAGGCGACGUCAGGGCUUGUCUACCAGAAGUCGACCACCAUCUCCCGCAUUAUUGGAUCCUCACGAAGCAUCUACCCACGCCUCCUCCCCAGUCUCAUCACGACAACAUUCAAUAGCAUCUGUCUCCGAAGAUGUGGAUUACCACGCUGCUUCCGAUGAGAAUUCUUCCUAUCCCGCACAACCACCUUCUAUAUCAUCCGACCCAUCUAGUCCAUGCACCGUUUCGUCUCCCCCCGCUUACAUAUUUCCUGCACUGCAUGUGCGUCCUGAGAUCGAAGGUUGUUCUCAGGAGCCUUCGGGUGAUCCCGCAUCACGCCCAGGGUCACUGCUCUUCGGUCAUGACUUUUCACCCGCAGACCAUGACGAUAUUCCUUACCAGCCUAGCUGUGCUGGGCACGUCGCCAUUGAUGAUAAGACUCAUCUCGCCCGUAUGUCGGAGUUGGCUAGCGCGCCUCCCAUAAUUCAGGAUAACACUCGCGGGAGUCCCUCGCAGAUUCAUGAGUCUGCCCCAGAAUGGCAUGAUGAUUUUGAAGACCAACCAGUCACUAUCUCACCCUCCGAAACUUCUCUAUUCGAGGUCGGGGACUCGGGUUUCCCAAAUCCGCCCUCGAAAAGUGUUUUGUCUCCAAGAUACUUUGAUGGGCAUAGCUAUGUGCAAGAUAUCACCGCCUUAGAUCCUAUCUCAUUGCCUUCUAUCCCCCCGUACGAGGCCCGGCCCAACGCUAUUCCCUUUGAGGACACCCUAACGGCUUCGGCUCCUCCAAUAUCGGAGCAUGACAAAUCGUUUGACGAUUGGCAAGGCAGUGCUCCCGAAGCAUCAGAAAUUUAUAGUGAUGAUUGCGACCCUUCUCAGCCCUCGUCGUCUACGUUUAGUUUUCAGGCUUCCGCUCCACCUGAAGAGCAUGUUAUCAUGCACAGCGUACUUCCGAUAUACCAACGCUAGUCAUGGGCUUUUGGUCCACAUUUUUGCGGACAUUUGGAACGUUCGUCUACUGUAUUGUACUAUAUCCCUAAUUGACACACUGUCUUCAUGGACAUUGGCCGAUCUGCGCAUUACAAUGUUGUUGUAAAGUGCUUGUUGCAUUAUAAUUUAUACUUAUCAAACGAAUUAAAGCUUGAGUUUGCACUGCUUCGCGCGCGCUGUUCCUUG
This is a messenger RNA of Suillus plorans, 2031 nucleotides long. RefSeq lists its product as uncharacterized. NCBI's taxonomy places the organism in Eukaryota, Fungi, Basidiomycota, Agaricomycetes, Boletales, Suillaceae. The transcript has 3 exons. Bases 109 to 1824 code for a protein of 571 amino acids. The record is from RefSeq and is a predicted model, not a curated record.